AUGGGUGUUGCUCUAAUCAACAACAACAACAACAAGCCUCAUGUGUUGGUGUUGUUAGUAGUCUUGAUUGCUUCCUCAGUGGCAGAGAAAACUUCUGUUGUGGAAGGAAGGACACUUUCCUUAACAUCCCAUCAAGGGUACUCUAAAAAUUUAGCGACACUUGGACUUGUUUGCAAGUGUUGUGAUGGGGUUGGAGGUGCCUGCGCAACCACAUGGACACACUCUUGCUCUAACCUGCAAUGUUCUCCUUGGAAAUCUCACUGA
This is a messenger RNA of Sphenostylis stenocarpa, 264 nucleotides long. The record is from the annotation of a GenBank genome assembly. NCBI's taxonomy places the organism in Eukaryota, Viridiplantae, Streptophyta, Magnoliopsida, Fabales, Fabaceae.